Molecule: messenger RNA, 2986 nt
Organism: Bombyx mori (domestic silkworm)
Lineage: Eukaryota; Metazoa; Arthropoda; Insecta; Lepidoptera; Bombycidae
Product: piggyBac transposable element-derived protein 4
Exons: 6
Coding region: 234-2120 (628 amino acids)
Source: RefSeq, a predicted model, not a curated record
ACGUCUUAUUAGGUAAGGUUUUAUUUUCGCUGUGUGUUACAAAAUUCUGUCAUAAAAUUCCCGAUGAAAUUACAUUGCGGUAAAAAUGAACUUGAAGAUGAAAGACAAGGACUCAAAACAAUUAGUCUCCGCAAUUUACUCAAAAUUCAGUGUUUCCUACGUCCUGCGAGCUGGUUGGUUUGUGCGACAACAAAUUGUUUAACUUUAUAACUUUUAUUUAUCUGCUGAAAAAUAUGGAAAAAAAUGUUGAUUAUGGUGCAAGCUGCGAUUCAAUUACAACAAAGAACAAGCGGCCUGUAAGUCCGAGCGUUGGCGAUUCUAGCGCAAAAAUUCGUCGACAACUAAUGCCUUCGGUCAGUGGCAGAUCCCAUCGUGAUUCUAAAAUGGCCAAUAUACUUAAUUAUGGCAGCGAAGAAGAGUCUGACAAAGAGGAAGAAGGGAUUACACAGCCAUUAGGGGCGCCCCGGAUGGCAAGGAUGCUUAUGGACGAAGAAGAUGAGGAAGUUGAAAGAGGUUCUAUCAACUUUACUUUGGAACGGCCUUCGCAACUACGUCGACCAUCCAUUAGUGUCUCGACGCCCGCCUCACCGACGCCUGUUUCGCCGACUCCCGUGGAGCCGAACAACAAAUUUAAAUUUGACUGGAGAGCGUUUCCAAUGUCUCAAUUUGAACCUCAUUUGAGACGAGAACCGUUCUCGCAAAUUAAUUGUGGCCCUACAGUCUCAUUCACGAAUCCAUACGAAGCUUUUAUUUCCAUAUGGAAUCGUGAAAUUAUGGAUUUGAUUGUUAGGGAGACCAACCUUUAUUCACAGCAGCUGGCAACGACCAUGCUGGAGAAUGGGAUGAUCCGUCCUACAAGUCGCAUCACUCGUUGGCAUGAUACGAAUGUAGAUGAACUUUACACAUAUUUUGCUAUUAUUCUGGCUAUGAGUUUGGUAGUAAAAAGCCAUGCAGAGGAGUACUGGAGCAACAAUAACGAUAUUUUCAAUACCCCCGGCUUCUCCACAUAUAUGUCAUACGAUAGGUUUAUGCUCAUAUCAAAAUGUCUUCAUUUUAGUAAUAAUGUUCAUUAUAACUCUGAAUUGCUAACACAACCCCAAGAUAAACUUUUUAAGAUAAAACCCAUUAUAGACCACUUAAAUUGCAAGUAUUCUGAAUUAUUCAUUCUAUCACAAAAUGUGACUCUCCAUGAAAGCUUCACUAUGAGGAAGGGUUUGCUUGACAAUCAAUUGAUACCUAACAAGGGACCGACAAUUGGAGUCAAGAUAUUUGAAGUCUGUGAGUCCAAGACGGGAUAUUUGUGGCGUUUUGAAGUGUACGUAGGCCAUGAUAUCUCGGCGCUUCAAGAAGAUAAUCAAAUUUCUGGAACAAUACCAUCUCUUGUACUCAGACUACUAAACGGUCUUGAACAUAAAGGUCACACUGUAUGGAUGGACAAUUUUUACAACUCCCCAGCACUAGCGCGGGAACUGAAAGUCCGGGGAUUCGAUUGUGCUGGAACACUUAGUACAAAUCGUCAAUUCGUACCAUCUGAAUUGGCGAAUAUAUCCGAAAAGGACAUGAUAGUCGGUCAAGUGGUGGGUUGCACCUCGGAAGAUGUGGACGUCAUGGUGUGGAGGGAUAUCGGGAAGCGCGAGGCUUUUAUUUCUACAUACCAUGGCGUCUCAAGUACCAGGUGUGGCGAAACACUGAAUCCGUCUGUUGUGCUGGAUUACAACACUUGUAUGGGCGUUGUCGACCGCAAAGCCCACCAGCUUUCUAUGUACCCCAUCGAAAGGAAGUCGACCCAGGUCUGGUAUAAAAAAAUUUUUAGAAGGCUUUUGCACGCCAGUAUCCUAAACGCACACAUUUUACUAGGAAAUCAAUUAUUGACGCACCGGAAAUUCCGGAAGGCGUUGAUAAUUGAUUUGUUAUCAGCACACGGCACACGUAUAUCCAUUUCAAAAACAAUUACAAAGUUGCAUACCCCGGCGCAGUACGACUUGAUAAAGUCCGGAAAGACAGACCGAUUAAAGCGUAAGUGCGCCGUCUGCGGGAAACGGACCAUCACGUACUGCAAAGCAUGCAACGUGGCAAUGUGUCUUUUCACUUGCUACGAGCCAUACCACAAUUCACAUUAACACUACAUAAUGUUAACACCCACACACACACAAAGAGUAUUUGGGCACUGGUGUUCAAGAUAACUCUAAAAAAUAAACCCCAAAUACCCCAAAUACUGAAACGGUAUUUCAAUUUAGAGGCCUCUAAAUUAAAUCUAAAAUUUGUUAGAUUUUUUAUUUUUUUCGCAUACCUUUAAAUGUAAAUGCAGUUUCAGUAUUUGCGCGUUAAUGUGCCAUCCAUAUAGUUGUGACUCUCCACUGUCGCGACUUUGUUUCGUUUUUCUCUUUUUAUGAUUUUUUCUUUCUAAUUGAUUUAUUUACAAUUGGUUUUUUGCUUCUUGUACUUGUAACAAUACACACAAUAAUACAAACAAUUUUAAUUUUGUCUUAGCAAUGAUGAAAUAAAAGUAAGUUUAACAAAACUCAAGUCAUAUAUUUUUUUGGGAAUAAGUCAUAUCCAUACUAAGUCGUCUUUAUGGACAUGAUCAUUUUUCACUAUGUUUAUGAACAUUUUUGUAAUAUAUUUUUCAUCGAAACAUGUGGCUUUUUUUUAUUAGAUUGAGUGCCUAGUUUCAUAUUGAAUAAGUAAUUAUACUACUUUUAAGUACAUUCUGCAAAAUUUUAGUUUUAAUGAGGCAUUGUUUUUUGUAACCCAUGAGUCUCACAUUUGAUGUUGAUGAUCUGUUUAAUAUAUCAUGCCAUUGUUUAAAUUAGCUUGGCAAUAAGCUUAAUUUAUUGUAAACAAAACACCUUUUGUCCCUAACUUAAAGAAUGUGUCAAUAAUUCAUGAAAUAUAAGACCCACUUAGAUGACGUUAGAAAGGGGCUUUUUUGGUCCAAAGCUUAAAAAUAAGUGCAAAAUAAUAAAAAAAAUGUAUUGGAACUUAA